Molecule: messenger RNA, 5063 nt
Organism: Manis pentadactyla (Chinese pangolin)
Lineage: Eukaryota; Metazoa; Chordata; Mammalia; Pholidota; Manidae
Gene: ESPN
Product: espin
Exons: 14
Coding region: 205-4335 (1376 amino acids)
Biological process (GO): actin filament bundle assembly
Cellular component (GO): cytoplasm
Molecular function (GO): actin filament binding
Source: RefSeq, a predicted model, not a curated record
CCAGAGCCCCGGGGGCCCUGCCCCAGAGCGCGGCGGAGGCGGAGCGGGCGAGGCAGAGCGGAGCAGAGGCCGGCCCGCAGCCGCUCCGCCUCCCGGACAAACCAGCCCCGACGGCCCCGCCGCGGGCUCUCCAGGUGUCUGAGAACAGGUGCAUGGCGCCGCGGGGAGCGCGCUGAACCGGGUAGCGGGGCCGCUGGCGGCACCAUGGCCCUGGAGCAGGCUCUGCAGGCGGCGCGGCAGGGCGAGCUGGAUGUGCUGAAGUCCCUGCACACCGCCGGCCUGCUGGGGCCCUCGCUGCGCGACCCGCUGGACGCGCUGCCGGUGCACCACGCCGCCCGCGCCGGCAAGCUGCACUGUCUGCGCUUCCUGGUGGAGGAGGCCGCCCUGCCCGCCGCGGCUCGCGCGCGCAAUGGCGCCACGCCGGCCCACGACGCCGCCGCCACCGGCCACCUCUCCUGCCUGCAGUGGCUUCUCUCCGAGGGCGGCUGCCCGGUGCAGGACAAAGACAAUUCUGGUGCCACAGUCCUACAUCUAGCUUCCCGCUUCGGCCACCCCGAGGUGGUGGACUGGCUGCUUCGUCAUGGCGGUGGGGAUCCCACCGUGGCCACAGACACGGGUGCCCUGCCUGUCCACUAUGCUGCCGCCAAAGGAGACUUCCCCUCCCUGAGGCUUCUCGUUGGGCAUCACCCCGAGGGAGUGAAUGCCCAAACCAAGAACGGUGCCACACCCCUGUACCUGGCGUGCCAGGAGGGCCACCUGGAGGUGACGCAGUACCUGGUACAGGAGUGCGGUGCAGACCCGCACGUGAGCGCCCACGAUGGCAUGACCCCCCUGCACGCCGCGGCGCAGAUGGGCCACAGCCCGGUCAUCGUGUGGCUGGUGAGCUGCACCGACGUGAGCCUGUCGGAGCAGGACAAGGAUGGCGCCACAGCCAUGCACUUCGCGGCGAGCCGCGGCCACGCCAAAGUGCUCAGCUGGCUCCUGCUGCACGGCGGCGAGAUCUCCGCGGACCUGUGGGGCGGGACCCCACUGCAUGACGCGGCGGAGAACGGGGAGCUGGAGUGCUGCCAGAUCCUGGUAGUGAACGGCGCGGAGCUGGACGUGCGCGACCGCGACGGGUACACUGCCGCCGACCUCUCGGACUACAAUGGCCACAGCCACUGCACCGGCUACCUGCGCACCGUGGAGAACUUGAGCGUGGAGCAUCGUGUGCUGUCCCGGGAUACGUCUGCUGAGCUGGAGACCAAGCAGCCUGACUCGGGCAUGUCCUCACCCAAUACCACCAUGUCCGUCCAGCCACCGAACUUUGACCUCAGCUCGCCCACCAGCACCCUCUCCAACUAUGACUCCUGCUCCUCCAGCCACUCCAGCGUCAAGGGCCGGCACAUGGCUCCUGGGCUUCCUAGCUCAAGAGCUGCAGAUAUACAGAGCUACAUGGACAUGCUGAGCCCUGACCUGGGCCUGCCAUGGAACAAGACAGACAGAACCACACCACCACCACCGCCGCCGCCACCAAGCUUCCCUCCUCCGCCCCCGCCCCCAGACACCCAACUGCCCCCACCUCCACCGGGCUACCCAGCUCCCAAGCCCCCUGUGGGGCUACAUGCAGCUGACAUGUACAUGCAGACAAAGAACAAACUCCGCCACGUGGAGACCGAGGCCUUCAGGAAGGAGCUGAACUCCCGCGACGGCCACAACGCGCUGCGGAGGCAGGACUCCGGCCGCAAGCCCCGCGCCUUCAGUAAGCAGCCCAGCACCGGGGACUACUACGGCCAGCUGGGCCGCUGCCCCCGGGAGCCGCUGGCCGCACGCCGGGACAUGGCGCACAGCGAAGAGGUGCGUGCCCCGAGCACGCACCAGCCGGAUGCGGGGACCAGCCCGGCCGCCCCGCUUCUCACUCGCUGGCCCCUCUGCCCCCCGCAGGCGGCGCUGCUCCCUGGGAAUCACGUGCACAACGGCUGCGCUGCGGACCCUAAAGCGUCCAGGGAGCUGCCCCCGCCCCCGCCGCCGCCCCCGCUUCCCGAGGCCCUGAGCUCGCCGCCGCCUCCUCCGCCUCUGCCCUUCGAGGGUUCAGGCCCUGGCUGCGGACAGCGUCGGUCCUCGUCGUCCACCGGGAGCACCAAGUCUUUCAAUAUGAUGUCCCCAACGGGCGACAACUCAGAGCUACUGGCUGAGAUCAAGGCUGGCAAGAGUCUGAAGCCGACGCCGCAGAGCAAGGGACUGACCACGGUGUUCUCUGGCAGUGGGCAACCGGCCUCCCAGCCUGACUCACCACUGCAGCUGACAUCGCCCCCGCUGUCACGGGCCCGAAGCCCCACCCCACCGGCAGUGGGGCCGCAGCCACUGCUCAAUGGAAGCAUGGCACCGGCACCACCUGCCACCCCUGCACCAGGCGUACAGCUGGAUGUGGAGGCGCUCAUCCCCACGCACGACGAGCAGGGCCGGCCCAUACCUGAGUGGAAGCGCCAGGUGAUGGUGCGCAAGCUGCAGCUGAAGAUGCAGGAGGAGGAGGAGCAGAGACGGAAGCUGACGGCCGCGAGCUCGUGCUGCUACCCCCGCGAGGGCUGGAGGUACUCCCGGGAGCACAACGCCAUCCUCGGGCCCUUCGGCGAGCUCAUGACCGAGGCCGAUAUCCUCCGCAUUGAGCAGCAAAUUGAGAACCUGCAGGUUUUGCACAAGGCGCAGAAGCUGGAGGCGCACCUGGAGCAGCUGGAGCUGGAGCUGGAACAGCUGCUGCCCAUCUCGGCCGCCCUGUCGGCGCCGCGCUUCACCGUCGACCCGCGCCGCAUGCACGGCCGCGCAGCCAGUCUGCCUCUCUGGUGCAGCAAGAUCUCCACGCUGCUCAAGAGCAUGUCCACGCUGCUGGCCGCGCUGGGCGGCCGGCCCGCGCACCUGGCCGAGCUCCUGGCCGCCGACACGGGUCAGCCGCUGGCGCCGCUGCCCGACGCGCCCUGGCGCCCGGGUCCUCUGUGUUUGGGCCGCUCGCACUCGCUCAGCUGGUGCCGCGAGGCCGUGGCGCGCGAGAUCCUCGAGUGCGGCGUCUCGGUGCGGCACCUCUGCGCAGUCUAUGAGCUGCGCGCCCAGGGACCGGAGCCCGCCCGUGGCCCGCGAAACAAGCUCUCACGGCCCGCCGGCGCCCCGGGCCGCGAGCCCAUUCUCGAGGAGGACUACGUGGCGGUCGGACCCGGCGAGCCCCGCGACGCCGCUAACGGCCUGCCUGCCCCCGAGGAGCCUCCGGGCGCUCUGGGCCAGCCCGAGGCGCCAGGACGCCAGGCGGCGCCACCCGAGCCCGAGCAGCUAGCGCGCAGGCCGCCGCUCUCCACCGAGCUGUGCGGCGUCCAGGACUACAUCGACAUGCGCAAGGAGCGCAUCGUCUACCUCUUCCUGGACCACUGGCGCAGGUGGGCCUUCCGCGGCCCCGGGCGCCACGCCCAUGCGCGCCUGCGCAGACUGCUGCCCCGCGUGGUGGCCGGCGGCGCUUGCGCGCGGCCCGAGGCUGCCGACGGCCCCGAGCAGCGGCUGCUGCGCCUGCUGAAACAAAGGCAGCGGGUGGGCAAGCUGCUGGGCCACUGGCGGAGCCUGCUACAGCAGGUGCCGGCGCAGCAGCCGCGCGUCCCGGGCCUGGCACACAGCCUGUACUGGCCAGAGCACUUCCUGCCGCCCCUCGACGGCGGCGCGCCCCCGCGCUACGACAGCCUCACCCUUGACCUCUUCAUGCUCGGCUACUUCCAGCUGCUCGAGAUGGGCCUGAGUCGCGAGGAGCGCAAGUUCCGCCACCUGCUGUGCUAUGAGAUGUUCGACAGGCUGGGCAGCCACCCAUGGGAGCUCAUCCGCCUCUUCCACCGCGUGGUGCUGGAGGAGGUGGAGGCUGGCCGGCGCGGCUGGAGCGAUGGCUUCGAAGACCUCAGGCUCCAGUUCUUCGGAGAUAUCCCAGAGGCUGAGCCGGCCCAGGAAGAAGAGACGGAGAAGGCGCAAGAGGAGGAGAGGGAGCCGGGGGAAGAGGCCGCUACAGCCCACACGGAGGACUGGCCACAGGGGCAGCCCGAGGCCCCAGCACCUGCACCACAGCCCCCACCCCCGCCAGCCGCGCCUCCACCGACAUCGGACCCUCCUAGUUCAGAAGCCCCAGCGGAAGACACCCUGGAGCUGGUGUCUGAGAUGGGAGAAGGAGGAGGAGGACCGGCUGGCCAGCUUGCCUGCCUGGAGGCGGGACCUCCUGCGGAAGAAGCUAGAAGAGGAAAGGGAGCAGAAGCGGAAAGAGGAGGAGCGACAGAAGCAGGAGGAGCUGCAGCGGGAGAAAGAGCAGUCGGAGAAGCUGCGGACGCUGGGCUAUGACGAGACCAAGCUGGCGCCCUGGCAGCGACAGAUCAUCCUGAAGAAGGGGGACAUCGCUAAGUACUAAAUGCCGCCCUCUUGCCAGCCGACGCGCGAGCUAGGGGGACCCGUCCCCCACCCCCGCCCUGGCCUGCGCGGCCCGAGUGGAAGGGCUGGGAGCCGCGCCGCGCUCCUCUCCCGCGCUCGCAAACCUCCCUGACCCCACCCCAGCCCCCGCACCCCUAGCCUCCGCACCCCCAGCCCGGGGUGACGCUAGAGCGCGCGCGCGCGCCGCCGCCGCCGCCGCCGCCACCACCCAGGAAAGUGCCCGAGCUGCUGACGCGAAAAGAUGCUCCCUGUUUGCAUGACUAUUUACAUACAUUUGCAUGUCGUUGGCCGUCGGCAUGUGCAGAGCUCUCCGCAGCCCCGGGGGUGCGACUUGGCUUCCCUGCGGGGCGCAGCCUCCUCCCCCGCACCCCGGAACCCGCGUCGCCUGCGCAUCCUGGGCGGAGGCGGGCCCCGCGCUCUGGAAAGGGGUUUUCCUCCCUCCAUGACCCAGAUCUGUGCCCGGCGCCGCCCGGGCCGCAUUUCCCAUCCCCGCCAAGGGUUUCCUCUCAGUCAUUUGUUUACCAGAAAAGAUGAAAACUGCAAACUGCCCGUCGGGACGGAGCUGCCGCUCCCGGGGCCCCACCUCCGCCCCCACCUCCCUCCCGUUACGUCUGCGCCCCGGCCCCUUUCACCGCCUUGGU